AUGAUCAUACAAAUUACGAAGAAGAAGUGGGAGGUUGCUGAUGAGUUUGACAGUGACUUUGAUGAAGAUGCUUUGGGAGUCAUGGGAGAGGAUCUGAAGGAUGCAAAGGUGUCCACAAAUGGCAAAUUAGUCCUCGAUUUCAUAGAAGCCAUUCAUGUUGUUGAAAGAAAACAUGCUGAAUUAGAUGCUCGCAUAUAUAAUAGUUUUGGGGUUGGAACUGGCGCUCCUGUCUAUUUAGCUGUUAUUCUUGAGUACUUGGCAGCUGAGGUUUUGGAGUUGGCUGGGAAUGCUGCUAGAGGCAAUAAGAAGUCCCGCAUCAUUCCAAGGCAUGUUCUUUUGGUUGUGAGAAAUGAUGGGGAGCUUGGGAAAUUGCUAGUGUGA
Messenger RNA from Magnolia sinica, 381 nucleotides. RefSeq lists its product as uncharacterized. NCBI's taxonomy places the organism in Eukaryota, Viridiplantae, Streptophyta, Magnoliopsida, Magnoliales, Magnoliaceae. The record is from RefSeq and is a predicted model, not a curated record. The transcript has 3 exons. Gene Ontology annotation, molecular function: DNA binding; protein heterodimerization activity; structural constituent of chromatin. Gene Ontology annotation, cellular component: nucleosome. The coding region runs from base 1 to 381 and encodes 126 amino acids.